AUGCGAUCCUGGACGACACGAUGGCUUUCACGGGCGCUGCACCAAAAUUGGCAAGCUGCAAACGCAACUGCGGAAAACAAACCUCGUACCUACUCGCGCUUUAUCUCCGUCGUCAGUGGCUUUCCAAAGAACCUUGCCCAGUCCAAGUACAAGCCUGGGAAGAUGGGAGAUGAUGCGUGGUUUAUCGCUAACACCAAAACAGCCGACGUCCUGGGUGUCGCUGAUGGGGUCGGCGGAUGGCGCAGUUAUGGAAUUGAUCCGGGCGAGUUUGCGAUGGUGCUAAUGAGGAAUUGUGAGCGACUGGUCAAGUUUUCCCGCUUCGAUCCGAUCAAACCAGUGAAUCUGAUUGCGUCCGGGUUUCGGGAACUGCAGGACAACCGAAAAUGUAUCCUAGGUAGCAGCACAGCCUGCAUAGUGGUGUUUAACCGUGAAGACAGUAGCAUUUACACGGCCAACAUUGGCGACAGUGGCUUCAUCAUAGUACGGAAGGGUGAAAUAGUGCAUCGAAGCGAGGAGCAGCAGCAUUACUUCAACACACCCUUCCAGCUCUCCUUACCCCCGCCCGGUCAUACCGAUGUGCUGAGUGAUAGGCCCGAGUCGGCCAAUACCACCACCUUUCCAGUGUGCAACGGGGACGUCAUCCUCGUCGCGACGGACGGUGUGUUUGAUAAUGUACCGAUCAAGCUGCUAGUCGACACUCUACAACGGGUGGAAGGUGAGAACGACCAAGUUAAGCUACAAAUGUGUGCAAAUUCGAUCGCUCUUAUGGCACGAUCGUUAUCCUUCGACAGCAAGUUUCUAUCACCUUUUUCCCUAAACGCUAGGAGAAACAAUAUUAAUGCAAUGGGUGGAAAACCGGACGAUAUAACCGUAGUUUUAGCGACCGUGGCGCUGUAA
Molecule: messenger RNA, 897 nt
Organism: Anopheles marshallii
Lineage: Eukaryota; Metazoa; Arthropoda; Insecta; Diptera; Culicidae
Product: protein phosphatase PTC7 homolog
Exons: 5
Coding region: 1-897 (298 amino acids)
Source: RefSeq, a predicted model, not a curated record